AUGUUUGGAAUUGAUUGUCAAGACGGUACGCUUCGACUGGAGCCGUUCACUGACGGACCACAAUUCCAAAGGAAAAUGGAGGUUCACUGCAUCAUCACGGCAUACUGCUGCGCAACCACAAUGAGGACUAACGGUAUGUUGUCUGCGGGCGUCGUGGUGGCGUAUGGCGUCGCUCUUGUGUCUGCCGGAGCUAUACAUGCUCGUGUCCCAGUUGAAGAGAGCACUUCAUCUACUGCUGGAUACUAUCCUCCUCCACCGCCUCCAUACGGACCGUUGCCAACAUCUAGUCAUGUCGUAUCGUCCACUGUAUCGUUGACUACACCACCUUACCCCAGCUCAAACGGAACGACAUCAUCCCUGACAAGCUCUUCCAGUGAGGUCAUCACAUCUACUGCUAGCAGCAACACCGCUGCGAGUACCAACGCUCCUGUGGAGUCAUCGCUCACGCCUAGCUACUACAGCUCAUCUACACCAGUGCUGUCUACCCCGGCUCCGUCUAGUCCUUCAAGCGAAGUCCCUUAUCCCUCGUCUGGAACGUUGAUACACUACUCGUCUUCGUCCGUUGGCUGGAACAGUAGUAGCAUUCCACUCCCAACUACGUAUGGCUCACCAUCUAGCAGUUCUCACGGGCCAUCUUCUGGAUCCUCAAUCCAUUAUCCAUCGUCUUCAGUCGGAUGGAACAGUAGCAGUACUCCUCUGACGUCGUAUGGACCGACUACGCCGAUACCGACCUAUAGUCAUUCCAGCACAGUUAACCUAAACCAUUCAACGACAGCAUCGUUGAACUCAACACUUCCGCCGUACCCAACCUCGUCGUACGUGCCAGAUAAUAGCACAGGGACCACAAACAUCAUGUCCACCGCUACAAUAACUGUUCCAGGCACGGAGACCUAUGCGGCCACAUUGUCAUCGCCUACGCCAAGCAGCUCUCUGACGGAGACAGAUUCGACAGUAAGCUAUGGUAAUAACACGACACCAAUACUGUCAACCGGGAGUCCUACGCUGUAUCCAAACACUACGGCCCCCUAUCCGACGCACUCGAGCAGUACGAAGAGAUCGUCGACACGGACGAGAACAAGAACGGUCAGGCCACCCAUUACGCCGACACACUCGACUCGGUACCCGACAACGCCUCCUCAUGGGAACUCUACGUCCAGCACUCCAGUCUCCACGCCACAUGCAUCUUUGUCAACUAGCGAGUCUAUUCCAUCAUCGACGUAUGAGACUCCCUCUGGGUCGUUGAGCUCUUCAAAUAUCUCGGUGCCAUCGACUAUCGAGGUGCCUACCGGGCACUCGUCAAGCGUCCUUACCCUUCCAGUACCAACAUCUUAUGGUGGCCCAUCAUCUCCUUCAAUCACGCCUCCAUCAACUACUGAGUCACCAGGUGAAGAAAGCUCGUCCAGUUCAGUGUCAUCAACUAUCGCUGGGAGCGAGAGUUUCAGCGUUUCCAUUGGUCUACCGACUCCAUACCCGUCUGUCUCGUUGUCUUCUAGCUCCGGAGCGUCCGCCGAAGAAUCAAGUACAAUCCCGCUGCCGCUUCCACCAUCUCCGUCUACAUACCCACCUGCGCCGUCGUCUUCUGGGACGGGUGAAAGUAGUUUGACUUCUUCUGGGGUACAUACACCUUCCGUGCCGACAACGUAUGCAGAUGUUGGAACAUCUUCUGGUGUAGCUGGGACUUCUACGUACGCGCCUGGUGAAAACAGCCUGAGCAGUAGUGCCUCUACAUCGCCUGUUUCAUCACCACCGUUGCCGAGCACAUACCCUACUGCACCAUCUUCUUCAUCGUCGUCUGAGGUCAGCGCCCCCGAAGAAGGCAGCUACAGUAGCGGAUCGUCAACCAUCUCGCCUCCUACACCAACACCGUAUCCGAGCGUAUCUCCAACGCCGUAUCCAAGUGUAUCUCCAUCGCCGUCGCCGUCUUCGGACGUCGGUGGAAGUUCAACAUACGCGCCGGGAAGUCUGAGCAGUGGCUCGUCGACCAUUUCACCUCCCGGACCAACCCCUUACCCCAGCAUAUCGCAGCCUUCUUCAUCCGAGGCUGGCAGCAGCAGCGAAAGCACAGCAGGUAUCUCGACAAAUGCACCGGCAGAAGGCAGCGCCUCAUCUUCAUCUCCAUCAAGCCCAACCCCUUACCCCAGCUCAUCAUCCCCAUCAGCCCCCACCAGCGCUCUUCCAUCCCCUUUUGACUCCUCGUCAAGCGUCCCAGCGAUAUCUCCACCAAGCCCAACACCAUACCCCACACCCUCCCCUUCGCCAGCCCCAACAAGCUCGCCAUCGUCGUCGGAGAUUAGUGGCACAUCGACAUAUGCACCAGGUGAAUCCUCAGCCUCAGCCUCAGCGUCAUCAUCGUCAUCGUCACCAUCAUCAUCAUCAUCCGCCUCAUCGGAUAUCACACCACCAGCCCCAACCCCAUACCCCUCUCCAUCCACUACCCUCCUCACCCUGACCUCCUCGUCAAGCUCCGGCGCCCCGGUGUACAGUCCGCCCGUAUACGUGAUCCCGACCGACUUUGCACCUUUCCCGAGCACAGGUCCGGGUCCGGGUCCCGGCAAGGAUAAUGGAGAGAAGGACAAGGAGGAGCGUGAAGGGUUCUGGGACUGGCUGGUUGGACACCGACCGGAGAGGCUUUGA
Messenger RNA from Pseudovirgaria hyperparasitica, 2634 nucleotides. RefSeq lists its product as uncharacterized. Lineage: Eukaryota; Fungi; Ascomycota; Dothideomycetes; Acrospermales; Acrospermaceae. Bases 1 to 2634 code for a protein of 877 amino acids. The transcript has 3 exons. The record is from RefSeq and is a predicted model, not a curated record.